AUGACGUGGCUACCUAGGCUAGCGACUUUCCUCGAUCCACAAGCCCGCGAUACCCGCGGCCCCGUCUCCUCCGGGAACCGCAUCACAUCCUGGGACAACACCGUCGUCCACCGCGCCGUCCCCGUCCCGCCCCACGCCCGUCCCGGCAGGAAGCAGGCCUGCAAGGCUCUCGACGAUUUCGCCGAGUCCAUCUUCUGGGGAUUCCACAUGCCGGAUGAGUAUGCUGGCGUGGCCGGUAAGACAGGUGCCUACUGGGGCAAGGACGGGCGCUGGUCUCGCUUCAUGACGCUGACGCUGACGUUGAUGGAGCCGGUAUUCCGGGAGAAAACGCGCGGAGACCCAGAGGGAAGGCAAUGUGCGGUUGGGAUGGCCCAUGUUGUGAGUCUAUAA
Messenger RNA from Colletotrichum graminicola M1.001, 390 nucleotides. RefSeq lists its product as uncharacterized. The transcript has a single exon. The record is from RefSeq and is a predicted model, not a curated record. Bases 1 to 390 code for a protein of 129 amino acids. NCBI's taxonomy places the organism in Eukaryota, Fungi, Ascomycota, Sordariomycetes, Glomerellales, Glomerellaceae.